Rhopalosiphum maidis (corn leaf aphid) is the source of this 712-nucleotide messenger RNA. RefSeq lists its product as uncharacterized. Bases 106 to 582 code for a protein of 158 amino acids. NCBI's taxonomy places the organism in Eukaryota, Metazoa, Arthropoda, Insecta, Hemiptera, Aphididae. The record is from RefSeq and is a predicted model, not a curated record. The transcript is spliced from 2 exons.
AUAAUCAUUUUACAAGAGAUGAAUUUAAUGUAACACAUCCUGCCUCGUGAACUAUAGCUAAUAUUCAUUUGAAUGAAUACAAACCUUUAAGUUAAAAGGAAUUAAAUGUUCGGAAUAGAUUUAAAAAUGAGUUUAAAUAUAUUUUUUUUUAACUUAUUUUUCAAUAUAUUACUUAUUGCAGCAGCAGAUAAAAAAAAUAGCAUAAAUGCAUUUUUUGAUACUUUAUUGAGUGACAACAGCCAUGAAAAUCGAUACAAAGCUUUGCUGCAAACGGGAAUACAUGAUUUUUCAGUUGGAUUGUUUGAUGGAUCAGGUGGUCGCAUUGAUAAAAUAUCAAAUAUUCAGCGAACUGGUAAUGUUAUUGUGCAUCCAGGAAAAGAGGAAACGUGGAUAGAAAUAUCUUUCACUAUACAACAUCUAGACGUAAUUUGGGACGAUUCAACUUGUUUUGGAAUUAAGUGUCAGCUUUGGGCUACCAUGUUAAACAAUCAAUUUGAUGUGAAAAUGGCUGUAAGACCAAUCAACUGUUUAGUGUCAUACAAUAUUAAUUUAAAUACUGUCGGAACAAUGGAAGUCCUCUAAUGGAAAGUGUCAAACAUCGUAUAAACCAUAGUGUUAUACAUGAUUUUAUAGAUAAAAAUCAAAUAAAUCAAAUAUGUAUAGCUGUCAAUGAAACAAUCUACUCCAAAAUGGAUUAAAUUUUAUGUUACCA